AACAUGAUGCUCUGGGCAGUGGCUAGCCGGCUGCAGCCUGCAGCCACAUUGCCCACCCUGGCGACCGUCCAACAUGGGUGUAUUCCUGGACGAGUCUUGCAGGAAGAAGCUGAUGGUGAUGUUGACCGGUGUGGGGGCUGCAUACCUGCUGUACCGAACCGUCUGCUCCGGUUUCACCAGCCCACGGGACGAUGAGGAGGACUUGCUGAUUGACCGGAGUGGCAACAGCACGUUGGACAGCAUUGGUGCCCUGGGUGACCAAGACUCUUGCCCAAACUCCCUCAAGAUGAACCUUCAGGACCUGAAGACAGUCCUGACCAUUCUGCAUGAGAGUAAGGAUCCCAUUAUCCGUGGGACCAUCCUAACAAGUAUCUACCGUAUCCCAGGAUUCUCAUCCCAGCAGGAGCUGCUCUGCUCUGAAGGUGGUAUGGCCACCAUUGCCGAGUCUCUAGAUGACCCACUGGACUACAUAAAGACCAGCGCUGUGAUGGUCCUCAAUGUCCUGAGCAAUGACCCAGCCAACCGGGACCUUCUGGCCAAGUACAUCCCCCAGGUGGUGACUCUGGCCACCUCCACCACCCUCCAGGAGUUUGAGCAACUCCCCUGCCUGAGGUUCCUCACCAAACUCUCCCACAACCAGCAGAGCCACCCGCCGCUCCAGCCCGUCCUGCCCGACUUCUUCCACCUGCUCCAGGUGGGUUCCUCCACCAUCAAGUUCCAGGUGUUGCAGAUCCUCAUCAACCUCUCCAGCAACCUAGAGAUGACCUUCCACAUGCUGGACGUGUCGCUGCCGGACUCCUUCCUCUACCUGUUCAACUACUUCCAGCGGCAGGACAUCCUCAACGACCUGCUCCUUCUCAUCAGCAACCUGAUCGAGAUGGAGAGGAGCCUCAGCUACCGGGCAGUCAGGCACCAACACAGAGACGGUUCCCUCUUCCUGCUCCUGGCCGGCUCCAACACUCACUUCUUCAGCCGGCUCAUCUAUUUAAUGGCCUUCCCUGAUGACAGGAUUAAGCUGCAGGCUGCCCGCAUUGUCACCAGUCUGGGCUGACCCACCCCGCGCUGAUUAUUAUGAAGAAAAAUAAAUGAAAGGAGCAUAAAAUGGGGAAGUGAUUCU
Messenger RNA from Leucoraja erinaceus (little skate), 1117 nucleotides. Its product is annotated as armadillo repeat-containing X-linked protein 2-like. Lineage: Eukaryota; Metazoa; Chordata; Chondrichthyes; Rajiformes; Rajidae. The coding region runs from base 74 to 1051 and encodes 325 amino acids. The transcript has a single exon. Gene Ontology annotation, cellular component: mitochondrion. The record is from RefSeq and is a predicted model, not a curated record.